Messenger RNA from Empidonax traillii (willow flycatcher), 1478 nucleotides. RefSeq names its product lysosomal associated membrane protein family member 5 (gene LAMP5). The record is from RefSeq and is a predicted model, not a curated record. The transcript has 6 exons. The coding region runs from base 278 to 1096 and encodes 272 amino acids. Lineage: Eukaryota; Metazoa; Chordata; Aves; Passeriformes; Tyrannidae. Gene Ontology annotation, cellular component: membrane.
CCGUGCGUACGCCCCGUCCCUCGGCGUGGGCGCCUCCAUCAGCUCCGCCGGCAUCUCCCCUCCUCCUCCUCCUCCUCCCCGCACACCCACACACUUUCCCCGUCCCUCCUCCCCGCCACUCCGCAGCAGUGUGCUUUUGCAGCCUGUGCGGCUCCUGAGAGGUGUGCAGCUUUUUUUUUUUUUCCUCCUUUUUAUUUUUUUUUUCUUUUCUCCGGAGCGGACCCUUUGGGAGGAGCAGCUGCAGCAGCCGCGGCCACGCCGGGACCGAGCAGGGAGGAUGGCCGGGGGGCGCCUCCCGGGGCUGCUUCUCCUCUUCCAUGCCGCGGCUCGCCUGGCAGCCGAGCAAGAAGUUGAAAACCUCUCCGGGCUCUCCCCUAACCCCGAGAAGGACAUCUUCGUGGUGCGGGAAAACCGGACGACAUGUCUCAUGGCCGAAUUCGCCGCCAAGUUCAUCGUCCCCUACGACGUGUGGGCCAGCAACUAUGUGGAUCUGAUUACGGAGCAAGCCGAUAUCCCUCUGUCGCGGGGCGCCGAGAUGAAGGGCAAGUGUGGCACUAACGAGUCGGAGCUGGAGCUCUCCUGGCUGGAGCAAGCGUACACCCUCAAACUCUUCUUCCUGAAGGAGGGGCACAACACGUCCCGGGGGCCGGAGGCGUUCUGGAGGCUCAGCCGGAUCCAGUUCACCUACGACACCUCCGAGCGCACCUACUUCAAGGACGCCGUGAGCCCUGGGAAGCACACGGCCAGCUCGCACCGGCUCUCGGCCCUGGUCACCCCUGCUGGCAAGUCCUACGAGUGCCAGGCCCAGCAGACCAUCUCCCUCAUCUCCAGUGACCACCAGAAGUCCGUGCAGCUCCUGCUGUCUGAAGUGCGGCUCCAGCCCUUCGACAUCCCCGCGGAUUUUGUCUUCAGUGAAGAACACAAGUGCCCGGUGGACCAGCGGGAGCAGCUGGAAGAAACCCUGCCUCUGAUCCUGGGCCUGAUCCUGGGCCUGGUGAUCGUGAUCACCCUCGGCAUUUACCAUGUCCACCUCAAGCUGACGGCCAGCCAAGUGCAGAUCCCUCGGGACAGAUCUCAGUACAAGCACAUGGGAUAGGGAGCAGGAGCGAGCAACCCCAGCAUUCAUCAGGUAGAAAAAAGCAAAAGCACUUUUUUUCCGUGGGUGAGGAGAAGGUUAUGGGGGGGCAAGAGAUGGUAUUCACAGCACCUCGUCGUGAGCACUUCACGGGGACACGCAGGGCAAGGCUGGGCUUUCCCUCAGUCAGGGCAGAGUCUGGGAGAGGACUCGGUGUCUGAUGUGGGGUGUCUGUGGCAGUAGGUGGUUUGAAUACCUUCUUAAGCAGCUGGGCUGAUCAUCUGGAAACAGAAAUGCUUCACAUGUCAAAGUUUAACACUGGGAGCAAAAUUAGCUUUUUUGUUCUUUUUUUGUUUUGUUUUGUUUGUUGCUUUUUCCCUUCUCAAGAGACUCUUUACCUGCC